Messenger RNA from Taeniopygia guttata (zebra finch), 1562 nucleotides. NCBI's taxonomy places the organism in Eukaryota, Metazoa, Chordata, Aves, Passeriformes, Estrildidae. The record is from RefSeq and is a predicted model, not a curated record.
CAGGGUUCCGCCCUAACCGAGCUGGAGCGGGUGGCGGCCACCAUGGCGGCGGCGGCGGGGGGCCCGGGCAGCGGCGGUGAGGACGGUGAUGUCCCCGCCGCCACCCGCCUGCAGGCCUACGCCUGGUGCCGCGAGUUCCUGGCCGGCUCCUGGAAGCUCAUCGGCCCCGACGAGUUCGGCAUCUGGCCCGUCAGCGGGGGGCUCAGUAACCUGCUGUACAGCGGGGGGCUCAGUAACCUGCUGUACAAGUGCGCGCUGCCCGAGCACGUGCCGAGCGUGGGGGACGAGCCCCGGCAGGUUCUGCUGCGCGUCUAUGGGGCCAUCCUGCAGGGCGUGGACUCGCUGGUGCUGGAGAGCGUCAUGUUCGCCAUCCUGGCCGAGCGCGCGCUGGGGCCGCGCCUGUUCGGGGUGUUCCCGCAGGGCCGGCUGGAGCAGUACAUCCCGAGCCGGCGGCUGCGCACCGAGGAGCUGCGGGAGCCGCGCGUCUCCGCCGAGAUCGCCGUCACCAUGGCGCGCUUCCACGGCAUGGCCAUGCCCUUCAACAAGGAGCCCAAGUGGCUCUUCGGGACCAUGGAGGGGUACCUGCGGCAGAUCUCGGAGCUGACCUUCUCGGAGCCGGAGCAGCUGCAGCAGCUGGAGCAGCUCCGGGGUUACAACCUGGAGCAGGAGAUGAGGAGCCUCAGGGACCUGCUGGAGGCCACCCCGUCCCCGGUGGUCUUCUGCCACAACGACGUGCAGGAGGGGAACAUCCUGCUGCUGGCGGGGCGCGAGGGCUCCUCGGACAGCCUCAUGCUCAUCGACUUCGAGUACAGCAGCUACAACUACCGGGGCUUUGACCUGGGCAAUCACUUCUGCGAGUGGGUUUACAGCUACGGCGCCCAAGCCUGGCCCGGCUUCCAGGCCCGGCCCGAGCACUACCCCAGCCGCCAGCAGCAGCUCCAUUUCAUCCGGCACUACCUGUGGGAGCGCCCGGGCGGGCCGGGACCGGCACCGGCCCCGGGAGCGGCCCCGGGAGCGGCACCGGGAGCGGCCCCGGGAGCGGGAACGGGCCCGGCCGGGGAGGAGCGGGCGCGGCUGGAGGAGGAGCUGCUGCGGGAGAUCGAGCGCUUUGCUUUGGCCUCUCACUUCUUCUGGGGGCUCUGGUCCGUGGUGCAGGCCAAGAUCUCCACCAUCCGCUUCGGCUACCUGGAUUACGCCCAGAGCCGUUUCCAGGCCUAUUUCCAGCACAAGGCUCGCUGCUCCUGAGGGGAUCCCCCAAAUCCUGCCCCUUUGGGGGGCGUUGGGGCGGUUUGGGGGGCGCUUUGUAACGGUUUGGGGGGUCCCGCACAUUUUGGGGGCACCACAACGGUUUGGGGGUGCUGAGACCUCCCCCCCGGGUGGGGACCCCCAAAUCCGCACCCCUGGCCAGUAUGGGGGUUUUGGGGGGUUUUGGGGUGUCGCAGAGGGGCUGGGGGACCCCUGUUUGUACCACCCGCAGCUUUGGGGUCGGGGGGCUCCCGAGACCCCCCAGUUCCGACAGCGGAAUGUGAAACUCAGACCAAUAAAGCCGCGCUGGGGCCGGC